AGAGGAGCUGUGGUGAAGUUAGAGUAGCGGCAGACAGACAGAAGCAGAAAGAGUCAGACACUGAGGGAAAUUAAUGACGUCCGGACAAGACGAGGGAACAAACUGAGCGAUAGAAAAUCUUCGAGGUGUGUGUGCGUGAGUGUGUGUGUGUGUGUGUGUGUGUGUGUGUGUAAAUCAUGGAGCUGGAGCGUUUAGGAGGCGGUGGGGUUAAACCAGAGAAGGGCACCAGUCGUCUGUACAGGAUCGCUCUGGCCAUGUGUGUGUGCCUCUGUGGAGCUCUGCUGCUCGCGCUCAUACUGGUCUCCCAGAAGUCCCACCAGGAGGAGUUCUGUCUGACCCCAGAAUGCAUCGAAGCGGCUGGGUCCAUCAUAAGUAAAAUAGACCGGUCCGUUAACCCCUGCGAGGACUUCUACAGCUUCGCCUGCGGAGGUUGGCUGAAGGAGAACCCGAUCCCCGAGGACUCGUCGUCGUACGGCAUCUACCCGUGGCUGCGGCAGCACGUCGACGUCCGACUGAAGGAGUUACUGGAAGCUCCGUCAGAACCAAAUGAACUGGAGGCCGUGACCAAGGCCAAGAUCCUCUACCGCUCCUGUAUGAACGAGAGUGUGCUGGAGCAGGUGGAUGCUAAACCCAUGCUGAGGACGCUCAGGCAGCCAGAGUUCCGGUGGCCCGUCGUGGGGGACGGGCUCGGUGGGGACUACCAGUGGUCAGCGGGUCAGUGGAGCCUCCUGAGGACCCUGGCGGAGGUGAGAAACCAGCACAGCAAGAGCGUCCUGGUCCGCCUGUACGUCUCCCCCGACGACAAGAACUCCUCCCACUACAUCAUCAAGCUCGACCAGGCGUCCCUGUCCCUGCCCUCCAGGGAAGACUACACCACCAACACCUCCUCUGCCCGGGCCUAUCGCGCGGCCUUGCUGAGUUUAAUGGUGGACACCGCCGUCAUGCUGGGCGCUCCAGAGAAGGCGGCGCUGGCCCAGAUGGAGAGCGCUCUCGCCUUCGAGACCAAACUUGCUCACAUUCUGAUUCCGUCUGAAGACCGCACCAGUGAAAGCAUGUACAACAGAUACACACUGUCUCGGCUCCAGCGCCACAUCCCACAGUUUGACUGGUUGGGUUUCGUAAAAGCUGUGGUGGAGACUAAAGGCGACCCGGCUCGGUCCAUCUCCUCCUCUGAGCCCGUCAUUGUCCGAGCUCCACAGUACUUCAAGGAUCUGUUUAAGCUCAUUAACGCUACAGAUCCCAGGAUUGUGGCCAACUAUGUCCAGUGGAGGACCAUUUUUUCCAAGAUUACUUCUCUGAGCCGUCGCUUCCUUUACAGAUACCUCGACUUUGCUCGGGUGACCACGGGAACCACCUCUCUGACGCCGCGCUGGGACAAAUGUGUCAACUACGUGGAGAGCUCGCUUGUUUACGCCACCGGGCGCCUCUUUGUCAACACACACUUCCAGGAGGACAAGAAACUCAUGAUGGAAGAGCUGAUCGAAGGCGUUCGCUGGGCGUUCAUCGACAUGCUAGAGAAAGAGAACGACUGGAUGGAUCAGGCAACGAAACAGCGAGCCGUAGAAAAGGCUCACGCUGUACUGGCAAAGGUCGGCUACCCUGAGUUCAUCCUUAACGACACCUACCUCAAUGAAGAUUUGAAGAAGUUGGAGUUCAGGGAGACGGAUUACUACGGCAACGUGAUGCAGACCCUGAAGUUCAUCGCCCAGUCAGACCUUGACUUGCUCAGGAAGAAGGUGCCGCGUACAGACUGGUUCACAAACCCAACGACUGUUAAUGCCUUCUACAGUUCUUCUACAAAUCAGAUCAGAUUUCCUGCUGGAGAGCUUCAAAAGCCUUUUUUCUGGGGUCGAGAGUAUCCAAGGUCCUUGAGUUAUGGAGCCAUCGGAGUGAUAGUUGGACAUGAACUAACCCAUGGCUUUGACAAUAAUGGUCGCAAAUAUGACAAGAAUGGUAACCUGGACCAGUGGUGGAGCAGCGUAUCUGUAGCAGCCUUCAACAAUAGGACCGAAUGUAUGAUUAAUCAGUAUAAAAACUACUACUGGGAGGAGGCGGCUCUGAACGUGAGCGGCAAGAAGACUCUGGCAGAAAACAUAGCGGACAACGGAGGCAUAAGGGAAGCGUUCAGGGCUUACCGGCGGUGGGUUGACAGGAGCAGGGGUGGUGUGGAGGAGCCUCUGCUGCCUGGAGUCGCUCUGAACAACAACCAGCUCUUCUUCCUGAGCUACGCACACGUGAGGUGUAACGCGUACAGGCCAGAGGCAGCCAGAGACCAGAUCCACAGAGGCGCCCAUAGUCCACCAAAGUACAGAGUCAUCGGGGCCAUGAGUAACUAUGAGGAGUUUCAGAAAGCCUUCAGCUGUCCUGACUCAUCAAUUAUGAAUCGAGGAGCACAGUCCUGCCGGGUGUGGUGACCUUUGACCUCAGUUUGACCCUGAGCGAGGCCGAAGACUGCCAGCAGGACAUCUGUGCUGAAGGCUCCGAAUGCUGGACAUGAUUUACAUGAGAUGGGAACAGUGGAGCUGAUCUCGCACAGGAACAAAUCCUAGAGUGAGACUCGAGCCUUUUUCAAAAGACUGUUGUUUAUUCUUCCUGUCGCAAUGAUGGAAAUUUAUAAAUGUUCAGGUACGUUUACUCACUCUGUUGCAUUUACUGUGAACAUUACGACUGAAAGCAUUAAUUAAGGAUCAGAGUUUAUGGGUUACAGAUUUUUUAAAGAAGACCUGCUGUAUACGUACUAAACCAAAGCUGGAGCCUUAUGGAAAUAAAGAAUUUAUAUAUAAGGAUCGAAGACGAUACAUAAUUAUUACAGGAUUGUUGUUUUAUUGUAACUUAUUACGUUAUGUUGUAAAAGAUUUACUUCCUGAAAUGAUCAUACUUGUGCUAACCAGAGGCUGCACAAGCUAAAACCAAACUACAUCUGUUUAUUAUUUUAUGUUUAUUAUUUGAAAGCUGUGGACAUGCUCAUCUUUAAUUUAGAAAACACCAUUGAUUAUUUUGCCUCAUUGAUCUGUCAUCUGUCUUCCUUUCCACCUUCUGCUCGAUACGUUCAUCUUUCAUUCUUUUGCUGAUGAUGCAUUUUCAAAUCUGUAAUUUCCCUUUCUUUUGAGUUUAUUAUUUGUCAUAUUUAUAAGAGUAGUAGAGCUUCUAUGUAGAACUGAGCGAGAGGUCUGCCCAGCUCCUCAGGUUUUAUUCUACUAUAAAUAAAAAAAAAAAACAUA
Messenger RNA from Betta splendens (Siamese fighting fish), 3221 nucleotides. RefSeq names its product phosphate regulating endopeptidase homolog, X-linked (gene phex). Gene Ontology annotation, biological process: protein processing. NCBI's taxonomy places the organism in Eukaryota, Metazoa, Chordata, Actinopteri, Anabantiformes, Osphronemidae. Gene Ontology annotation, cellular component: plasma membrane. The transcript is spliced from 23 exons. The coding region runs from base 177 to 2414 and encodes 745 amino acids. Gene Ontology annotation, molecular function: metalloendopeptidase activity. The record is from RefSeq and is a predicted model, not a curated record.